CAACUUGGUACAGCAGCAGUUUAACUGUCAGCGAGUACUGGAAACCCCAGCAGCGCCGACACUAACGAAAAAAAAUGAAGUCCUUCAUUGCUUUGUGUGCUUUCCUCGCCGUUGCUUCAGCAAAUCCUGGAUAUCUUUUAGGAUACCAUCUAGGAGCACCACUCGGUCAUGAUGGAAGAGUAGUAGAUACACCAGAAGUGGCACAAGCUAAAGCAGCUCAUUUAGCCACUCUCGCUAAAGAAGCAGCUAGAAACACUUAUGGACAUGGAUAUGGAUAUUAUGCACCUGCAUUAUCUUACGCUGCUUAUCCGCAUGUUGAACACAUUUAUGCUCCAGUUGCCACGCAUCACGGACCUCCUGCCCCACUUGCAGCUGAUGGACGUGUGAUUGACACCCCUGAGGUAGCUCAUGCCAAAGCUGAACAUCUUGCUGCUCACGCAAAGGAAGCUGCAAAAACAGGAGGAAUUCCUUACGGAGCACUUGCUUACUCUUACGCACCUGUUUACACUUACGCCUAUGGUUGGCCUCAUGGAGGAUCAGCUCCCCUUGGACCUGAUGGCCGAGUAGUUGAUACACCCGAAGUUGCUCAUGCUAAAGCUGCUCAUCUUGCUGCCCAUCACGCUGCCACAGUUCACAGUCACCAUUAAAAAUUUUUUUGAGACUAAUUGAUAUUUCUUUUUACUUUAUUGAAAAAAUUCCAUUUCUGUUUAUCAAUAAAGAAUAAUUUAAUUUCCUAAAA
Messenger RNA from Chelonus insularis, 739 nucleotides. RefSeq names its product cuticle protein 18.7-like. Lineage: Eukaryota; Metazoa; Arthropoda; Insecta; Hymenoptera; Braconidae. The transcript has 3 exons. Bases 75 to 647 code for a protein of 190 amino acids. The record is from RefSeq and is a predicted model, not a curated record.